Molecule: messenger RNA, 2826 nt
Organism: Aspergillus ibericus CBS 121593
Lineage: Eukaryota; Fungi; Ascomycota; Eurotiomycetes; Eurotiales; Aspergillaceae
Product: putative histone-lysine N-methyltransferase (Ash1)
Exons: 4
Coding region: 122-2635 (837 amino acids)
Biological process (GO): regulation of DNA-templated transcription
Cellular component (GO): nucleus; chromatin
Molecular function (GO): histone H3K36 methyltransferase activity; protein binding
Source: RefSeq, a predicted model, not a curated record
UGACCCCCGCCUUGGACGAGGAAACCCUCUCGGAAGGCGCCGCUUAUCCGAGUUCCCUGGCGGUCCUGCCCCUCGCACCAAACCUAGUCCUCACCGCAUAUCCUUUCCCGCGGCCCUGGGGAUGGAAGCUCGAUCUGGUUCAUCCGGCGCGUCUCCCGCGACACCCGCGACCCUUUCGGACCUCACGAAGCAUACACGCGAGCACUUCGAAGGCACAAUGGGCUUCGAAUAUACCGAACAACUCCUUACCCCCGAGAACAGUCGCUCCGAGACCUCCAGCAACAAUGACAACGCGUCCACCGAUGAGAAACCCACCCUCCGUCGAAGAUCUACACGUGUAACACGCGCUUCUUUGCGGGGGGCAGCCCAGCUCGAGGACCAUCUGGAGGUCGAUAACCAUGGCAUACCCACUCCGGCGGAUGAAAUCGAUCGUACGGCCUCCGGUGACACCCUGCUUGAUGGGGUCGGAGUUGCGGAAGGGAAGCGCUCCAAGUCCACCUCCCACCUCCGGCACAGCAUAGCGGUUAUGGAAACGGCUUUGUGGAGCGAGACCACACUCCCCCAGAACAAUGUGGACGGCGACGAUCACCCAAUGGCGCCAGAUACCCCCGUCUCCAAAUCGUCUCAGGAACCGCAGCCCGGCGACAUGAGCACGUCUCUACAACAACGGACCCUACGAAAGCGCGUGGAACAAGCUUUGACCCGGGAGGACAAGGAGUCGACCGAGGAUGCUAUGACUGCCAGUCUGGAAAACCGGAAGACACUACGUCGCUCAACCCGGUUGAGUAUAGUAGACAGGGCGUCGGACCUCGUCGACCGGGCUAGCAGCGUUUUGGGGAAGCGCUCGCGUGAUAAGACUGAAAAGAGCACAGAUCCAGGCCGGCGUGCCAGUUUACGCCCGCGCAAUUUUACCGCACCCAAGGAGGCUCCUCCGGUCUCACCUCCGUCUAGUCCCGCUUCUAAAAAGAGGCGGGUCUCUGAAAGUGAUCUCCCGUCCAAAGUUCAGUCUACCGAGGAAUCCUCUCAGGAGCAACCGACCCCUGCCGAAGCUGUUCCGCGCCUAAAGCGGAAGCGCUGGCUGGCGCAUGGCUUGUACACAGGACAAGAACAUACGGACGCUCCCCCGGUUCAGAGCAGGAAUCGGAGCAGACGGAAGAGCCAAACACAAACCCAGAACCCGCAACGGAAACUGCUGCCGAUGCCAAUGUUUGCAGGCGACAGACUAUUGAAGCAGGGGAGGGACUUCCAAUUGCCUUUCGACAUCUUCUCGCCACUGCCUCCUGGUCAGCCCAAACCGGACGAAUGGAGGAAAACCAACAAAAACGUCUUCGUGGGGGAUGCAUCCAGUAUAUGGCGCGCAAACAAGCACUGUGAGCUGUCUAAGUGUAUGUGCACGCCAGAAACCGGCUGCGACGAGGAGUGUCAGAACCGCUACAUGUUCUACGAGUGCGAUGAAGGCAACUGUGGGGUGGGUCCUGAGUGCGGAAAUCGAAGUUUCGAUGAGCUAAAGCAGAGGACCAAAGUUGGAGGCAAGUAUAAUAUCGGUGUGGAAGUCAUCAAGACGACGGAUCGCGGAUACGGUGUGCGCAGCAACCGCACGUUUGAGCCAAACCAGAUCAUCGUGGAAUACACGGGGGAGAUCAUCACACAAACCGAGUGCGAGAAGCGAAUGCGGACGAUCUAUAAACAUAACGAGUGCUACUACCUAAUGUACUUCGACCAAAACAUGAUAAUCGACGCCACUCGAGGCUCCAUUGCUCGCUUCGUCAAUCACUCUUGCGAGCCCAACUGCCGCAUGGAAAAGUGGACGGUCGCUGGCAAACCGCGCAUGGCUCUGUUUGCCGGGGAUCGCGGCAUCAUGACGGGGGAGGAGCUGACCUAUGACUAUAACUUUGAUCCAUAUUCCCAAAAGAAUGUCCAGCAAUGCCGAUGUGGCUCUUCGAAUUGCCGCGGAAUCCUGGGUCCGCGGCCAAAGGAGAAGGAUCAGCGUGCGAAGGAGUCCAAGGUCGAAACCCAAAAGAAGGCCAGAACCAAGCGAAGAAACAGCAAGGCAACAGGAACGAAACGCAAAUCUGGCGAUGUGCUCGACGAAUCUCCUUCACGCGCCAACAAGAAGCGAAAGCUUACGGUGGCCAAGUCGAUCAAGUCUGGCGUCAAGAAGGCUGUUUCGAGGGCGCGUGCGACGGUGUCGAAAGCCACCGCUACUCGGACAAAGCAGGUGAAGAAGGCCAAGGUAACCUCUGCCAAGCGAACCGCUGGGAAGGCUACGAAGACAGCAACCAAGAAGGUAGCUUUGAAAAAGGAAGAGGCCAAAAGUAAGAGCAUCAAGCUCCCUAAGGUCAAAGCGACCAAGGCCAAGGACAAGACCAAGGCCACCGUGCCAAAGAAGACGGCAGCGAAAGCGAAGGCUGAAAAGCCCUCGGCGACAACAUCGAAACUCAGUCGCCCGUCUGCAGCCACCAAGGCCAAAAUCCUCGCUGCGGCCAAGGGCACCGCCGCCCGAAGGAGGUCAACGAAGAAGGCAGAAGCUCCAGGAGCUCGUAAGGUCGCGAGCAAAGCAACCACGCAGACACCCAAGCCCAGAGGCGCAACUACUAAACGCGCCGCUGCAGCCACCAAGGGUAGUAGGAAAUGAUUGGACAUUCGCAGUCUUGGAUGGCUGGUCACCUCGCCGGUCUUCCUCCAUCCAGCCGGCAGGAUACCCUCCAUCUCAUGUGCCUGCAGACUCAAUUGCUCCUCCACAUGGCUUUUAAUGUAGUCAACCGAUUCCGCAUCCAUGAUCUAUCUCUUCUGGCUUACCUUACUUGGCCCUUCUCGUCUUCUCCC